Messenger RNA from Blastocystis hominis, 591 nucleotides. RefSeq lists its product as hypothetical. Bases 1 to 591 code for a protein of 196 amino acids. Gene Ontology annotation, molecular function: NADH dehydrogenase (ubiquinone) activity. The record is from RefSeq and is a predicted model, not a curated record. The transcript has a single exon. NCBI's taxonomy places the organism in Eukaryota, Bigyra, Opalinata, Blastocystidae.
AUGUCAAAACAAAUUUAUUACAAUAAUAUCAAACUUUAUAUCAACUAUAGUAAAUCUAUAUUAAAUAUGUUACCUAAUUAUAUACAAGCCUCUAUAUAUUCAAACAGAGAACUUACUUUUAUUAUUGAAAAACAAUAUAAUUUAACUGUUUUAAAUUUUUUAAAAAAAUAUACUAAUGGCCAAUUUAAAACAAUGUCUGAUAUGUGUGCAGUAGAUUACCCAUAUAAAAAAUAUCGUUUUGAAAUAAUUUAUACUUUAUUAAGUUUAGUUUUUAAUUCAAGAGUAAAAAUUAAAACUUAUUUAAAUGAAUUAGAUGAUAUUGAAUCUAUUACAUCAUUAUACUCUGGUGCUAAUUGGUGGGAACGUGAAAUUUAUGAUUUUUUUGGUAUUUAUUUUAAAAAUAAUAAAGAUUUACGUCGUAUUUUAACUGAUUAUGGUUUUAAAGGUCAUCCUCUUAGAAAAGAUUUCCCAUUAUUAGGUUAUUAUGAAUUAGUAUAUGAUGAUUCUGAAAAAUGUAUUAAACGUACAGCUAUUGAAUAUUCUCCUAAAUUUAAAUCUUAUUAUAAUUAUGAUAAUUUUUAUUCAUUUUAG